GAUAUUAAGAUAAUGCAAAAUUUUCUAGAACAAGGACGAGUUACUACAAAAAUGUACUCAACUUCAAUAUUCACAAUCCUGAUUUUAUGCCUCUUAACUCCUGCAUUUCCAAAACUUUUGGAUAUUGUGCAGCCACUUAAUACUUCGAGAGAUUUGAUAUUUUUAUAUCAAACUGAAUACUUUGUUGAUCAGCAUACAUAUUAUGUUCCAAUUUUACUGCAUGCUUUCCUGACUGUUCCUGUGUCUGUAGCAAUCAUCGUCUAUUAUGAUAAUGUACUUGCGACAUACAUCCAUUACACCUGCGGAAUAUUUACAAUUAUUGGAAUUAUACCAUGCAAAUGAAUAAGCUAAAUCAGCAAUCUACAUGAAAAAAAUUAUGUAGCAUACUUAGUUAUACCUGAUAAAUUUUUUUUAAAC
Molecule: messenger RNA, 417 nt
Organism: Chelonus insularis
Lineage: Eukaryota; Metazoa; Arthropoda; Insecta; Hymenoptera; Braconidae
Exons: 3
Coding region: 13-342 (109 amino acids)
Source: RefSeq, a predicted model, not a curated record